AUGUCAGGACAAAAAAGGGUUUUGUCAGGGAGGGUGGCAGUUGUCACGGGGUCAAGAAAGGGUAUCGGUCUCGGCAUUGCGAUGCGGCUGGCGAUGGCUGGAGCGGAUGUUGUUCUUAAUGGCAGGCGCCAGAGUCCAGAGGAUUCGGCGAUUGUCGAAAAAGUGGCCGCCUACGGCACGCGCGUUCGCUGCUUUGCUGCCGACUUGAAAGAUCGUGCACAGGUCGAAGCGCUGAUAAAGUUUACGGAGAAGGAGCUGGGCGCCGUGGAAAUUCUGGUCAAUAACGCCGGUAUUCAGCACGUCUCCCCAGUGGAAACAUUUCCUUCCGACAAGUGGGACGAAAUCAUCGCUCUGAAUCUCACAUCCGCUUUUCAUGCGACGCAGCUGUGUCUGCCGGGCAUGCGUCAGCGCGGGUGGGGCCGCAUUAUUAACAUUGCCUCGGUUCAAGGGUUGGUGGGUUCGGUGAAUAAAUCUGCUUACUGUGCUGCCAAGCACGGUCUCAUUGGAUUCACCAAAGUUGUGGCCCUGGAAACUGCCACGACAGGAAUUACUUGCAACGCGAUAUGUCCCGGGUACGUCUAUACACCCUUGGUGGAGGAACAAAUCAAAGCGGUUGCUGAAGCAAAAUACGGCGGUGACAUGGAGGCCGCAACUCAGGCAUUUCUCUGUGAAAAACAACCAGCAAAAGCAUUUGUGACUGUCGAGCAGGUUGGAGACGCUGCGGUGUUUCUCGCAAGUCCAGGGGCAGACCUGAUUCGCGGCACCACAAUCACCGUGGAUGGUGGAUGGGUCGCCCAAUGA
Trypanosoma cruzi is the source of this 801-nucleotide messenger RNA. Its product is annotated as NAD(P)-dependent oxidoreductase, putative. NCBI's taxonomy places the organism in Eukaryota, Euglenozoa, Kinetoplastea, Trypanosomatida, Trypanosomatidae. The record is from RefSeq and is a predicted model, not a curated record. The coding region runs from base 1 to 801 and encodes 266 amino acids. The transcript has a single exon. Gene Ontology annotation, molecular function: 3-hydroxybutyrate dehydrogenase activity.